UUCUAUGGGUCUAUCAUUUGUAACACUAAUCUUACAAUGAGUGAAGCACUUAAGUAGUUUUUAUCACUCCUCCCUGAUGAUGAGAGAGUGAGAAAGCUAAGCUAGGCAACAAUACAUGGUACACAUGAACAGUAGACAUGAGCAGUGAGUGGUAUAGUGCAUAGACCUAGGUAUUGAGUUUCCGUAGCAUCCAUCUUUCCUUGGGAAGGAAAACUCUCAGUUAAGUUGCAGACACACACGUUAACCCUCUCUGUCUCCACCUGCCAUUAAUACUCAGCUUCACUGCUUGUGUUGUGUUGUUGAUGUUUGAGAGAGAGAGAGAACAAGCCAGCCACUGUUCAUGUACACAUUUUCAAGGGAGAAAGAGGAGGACACUGCAUCUGAAACCUGCUGCAUCUGAUUCCCACCUUUUUCAGUCUAUAGAGAAGAGACCAACAACCCAAAAAUCCCUAUUGUUCUGACUGUUUACAAUCUCUUUGGAGUUUUCUUCUCACAUUUUUUCACCUUCAAUUCCGGGAGUGAGUACUCUCUGGAGGACAAUUAUAUCUUAUGCAGUCUUCUUUUUCACAAACAGUCACUGAGUGAGAUAGGGUUUGGAGGUAACAGUUGCAGUGGUGUUUCUUCCUCUAUGGACAUGAUGAACAUGGAAACUAAUAGGAAGUUCCUUUCUCUGCCUCUGAGCAACAACAGCAACAACAAUUCUGGUCCCCAGAUGAGAAGGGUACCUGUUGUCAUGAGCAAUGCUCAAGAUCAUAACUACAGCAGCCAGCAACAGCAGGACCACAACACUAGCAGUAGUGUGAGGGACAAGAUCAUGGCUCAUCCUCUCUUUCCUCGUCUCUUGUCCUCUUACCUUAAUUGCCUCAAGGUUGGAGCACCUCCUGAAGUGGUGGCUAGUUUAGAGGAAUCAUGUGCCAAAUGUGAGUCCUUGAAUGCAUCUGGAAGGACAGGAGGUGGUUCCUUAGGUGAAGAUCCAGCUCUGGAUCAGUUCAUGGAGGCUUAUUGUGAGAUGCUCAUCAAGUAUGAGCAUGAGCUCACAAAACCCUUCAAGGAAGCCAUGCUUUUCUUUUCAAGGAUUGAGUGUCAGCUCAAAGCUCUAGCAGUUUCAACAGAGUUUGGUCAAAGUGAAUCAUCUUCUCAGAAUGAGGUUGAUGUGCAUGAAAACAACCUAGACACACAAGCUGAUGAUAGGGAACUAAAAGUUCAACUUCUGCGCAAGUAUAGCGGUUACCUCGGCAGCCUCAAGAAGGAGUUUCUGAAGAAGAAAAAGAAUGGAAAGUUGCCAAAGGAAGCUAGGCAGCAGCUACUAGAUUGGUGGAACAGGCAUUACAAAUGGCCUUACCCAUCGGAAUCUCAAAAGCAAGCACUUGCAGAAUCCACUGGAUUGGAUCUGAAGCAGAUAAACAACUGGUUCAUCAAUCAGAGAAAACGUCAUUGGAAGCCUUCUGAGGAUAUGCAAUUUGCUGUGAUGGAUGCAACUAACUACUAUAUGGAAAAUGUUAUGUGCAAGCCAUUUCCUAUGGAUGCCAUGCCAAUGCUUCUUUAAUUCCAUUUUACAUAUCCUCUCCCAAGCUAAAAUACUCUUAUCUGAACCUUGUUUUGUAUUAUAUAGAGCUCUGUCAAAACCCUAUCUAUUUUCAAGUUGUAGCCUAGCAUGCAUGGUUAUAAUGCAUGUUUUAGUUUAAGGCAGGGUCAAAAUCCAUGCUUAUCUCUGAACUGCUUCGGAGGAGUGAGUAUGAAGCUAAAUAGCUAAUCAUGCUAUGUAUUAUCUACGUACACUUUUUUUGAUUAUUGCGGAUGUUGUGUUAUAUA
This is a messenger RNA of Lotus japonicus, 1812 nucleotides long. RefSeq names its product homeobox protein knotted-1-like LET6. Gene Ontology annotation, molecular function: DNA-binding transcription factor activity, RNA polymerase II-specific; DNA binding. Gene Ontology annotation, biological process: regulation of DNA-templated transcription. Bases 629 to 1546 code for a protein of 305 amino acids. The record is from RefSeq and is a predicted model, not a curated record. NCBI's taxonomy places the organism in Eukaryota, Viridiplantae, Streptophyta, Magnoliopsida, Fabales, Fabaceae. The transcript is spliced from 5 exons. Gene Ontology annotation, cellular component: nucleus.